AUGCGCUGCAUCCCACUAACAACGCUCUUCGGAGUGGACGCGCCUCGUGACGACAAGCACCACUUCGAGACAUCAUGGCUCCUUCCACCAACCCUCCUCGCCUGUCUGCGCGGCCUGAUCUCGCUCUAUAUUUUCACCAGCAUCUUCACCAUCUGGGGCUGGUACGGAUCCCACGAUGAACGCUAUGUGAUCGGCCAAUCCUUCAGCUUCUUCACUUGGUUGACAUACUGGGGUCUGGGAUUCUACAUGCUCUUCGCUGCGAUCCAUACAGCCUGCUACGCUCGAACGGGCCGUUCGGUCCUCUUCGAUCGCUGGCCGCGGGCCUGUCGUGUGCUCCAUAGCUUGUUGUAUGCGACGAUCACUACCUACCCGUUCCUUGUGACGAUCGUUUUCUGGGUGAUUAUCUACAGCUCGCCAUGGUAUAAGGUGACAUUUACGGGCUGGCAGAAUGUAUGUGGUUUGUUUUACGUUUUUGGCCUUUUUGAUAUUUCCCCAGGGAAAAUUGAGGAUUCACUGUGA
Penicillium canescens is the source of this 519-nucleotide messenger RNA. RefSeq lists its product as uncharacterized. The transcript has a single exon. Lineage: Eukaryota; Fungi; Ascomycota; Eurotiomycetes; Eurotiales; Aspergillaceae. The coding region runs from base 1 to 519 and encodes 172 amino acids. The record is from RefSeq and is a predicted model, not a curated record.